AUGCGCGCUGUCCUCGCACAGGAGAUGGGUGGCCGGCGUGUUUUGGGCCGUGUUUGGGGUGGCUGGUGGCGGGGUCCAGGGCUCUGCGCAGCGCCCAAGACCGCAGACUUUGGCACCGAGGGCCGGCAUCACCUGCAACCCCGAGGCCCCAGCAAAAGAUCGGGGCCGCUGGAGGAGCAGCCCUUCCCGGGGCUGCUCCGGUCGGAGAACCUCAGUCGGGAGGAGCUGGUCGAUGUGCUGAGGGCAGCCGUGGUGGACCAGAAAGGACCUCUAGUGACGUUGAACAAGCCACAGGGUCUGCCAGUGACAGGAAAACCAGGGGAGCUGACGUUGCUCUCGGUGCUGCCAGAGCUGAGCCAGGGCCUGGGGCUCGGGGGGCGGGAGCUCCAGCUUGUCCACGCGUCUGGGAAGGAGACCUCUGGGCUUGUACUCCUCUCCACUUGUCCCCAGACAGCAAGCCAUCUCCAGAAGUUCUUCAUCCACUCACGGAGAUCCCAGAGACCCACGGCCACCUAUUGUGCUGUCACUGACGGGAUCCCAGCUACAUCUGAGGGGAAGAUCCAAGCAGCUCUGAAGCUGGAACACACUGACGGCGUUGAUCUUGUAGUUCCAGUGAAGUCUCCCUCCCGAAAGGACAUCCUGGAAGGUGUUAAGAGGACCCUCAGUCACUUCCGUGUGGUGGCCACAGGCUCUGGCUGUGCCCUGGUCCAGCUGCAGCCACUGACAGCGUUCCCCAGUCAGCUACAGGUGCACAUGGUACUGGAGCUCUGCCCUGUUCUUGGGGACCACACAUACUCUGCCCGCGUGGGCACUGUCCUGGGCCAGCGCUUUCUGCUGCCAGCUGCCAGCACCAAGACCCAAAGACAGGUCCUAGACGAAGCCCUCCUCAGACGCCUCCGCCUGAGCCCCUCCCAGGCCACCCGGCUGCCCUUGCACCUCCACCUGCAUCGUCUCCACCUCCCAGGUGCCAGGCCCAGGGACGCCCCCCUCGAGCUUCUGGCACCCCUUCCCCCUUAUUUCUCCAGGACCCUACAGUGCCUGGGACUUGGCCAGCAAUAGUCCUCAUGUUCUUGCUGUCCCUUCUUCUGUUUUCACUGGAAAGCAGUGGGGGCUGGGGGGAGGGUGGCCGGAGGAGAAUGAGGUCAGUACUCAACGUGCACUAAGGCCAUGGCUUAAGAUCCUGGGCUGUGUAGUUGGACAAAUCUAAGAGCAAAUCCUGGCUAGGCCACCUGCUGUGUAGCGUUGGACAAAUCACUUCACCUCUCUGGACUUGAGAUAAUAAAAGUAACUACCUCAUAGUAUGGUUUUGAGGAUUUGCUGAGAAAGUAAAUGUUUAUCAUGGACUGU
Molecule: messenger RNA, 1347 nt
Organism: Equus quagga
Lineage: Eukaryota; Metazoa; Chordata; Mammalia; Perissodactyla; Equidae
Gene: RPUSD3
Product: RNA pseudouridine synthase D3
Exons: 9
Coding region: 1-1059 (352 amino acids)
Biological process (GO): pseudouridine synthesis
Molecular function (GO): RNA binding; pseudouridine synthase activity
Source: RefSeq, a predicted model, not a curated record